CUAUGCAUACCCAGCAGAUGAGUUGAUGCCCCUCAGCUGUAGAGGAAGGGUGAGAGGGCUGGAACCCAAUCGAGGGGACAUUGAUGACUCUCUGGGAAAGUUCUCUUUAACAUUAAUAGACACUUUAGAUACUCUUGUGUUGUUAAAUAAACUGGAUGAAUUUGAGGAGGCUGUGAAGAAGACCGUGCAAGACGUCAGAUUUGAUAAUGACAUAGUCGUCUCUGUCUUUGAGACCAAUAUCCGUGUGCUGGGUGGCUUGUUGGGCGCCCAUGUCAUGGCAGAUGUUCUAAAGCAGCGUAGAGAGAGAAUGCAGUGGUACAGAGAUGAACUGCUUCACAUGGCCAAAGAACUGGGCUGCCGCCUCCUGCCUGCCUUUAACACCACCAGUGGCCUUCCUUAUCCUCGGGUAAAUUUGCGCUAUGGGGUCGUCAACCCCCUUUCUCGGACAGGAACGGAGUCGGACACUUGCACUGCUUGUGCAGGCACCAUGAUUCUGGAGUUUGCAGCUCUCAGCCGACUGUCCGGGGACCCAAUAUUUGAGGAACAUGCUAGGAAAGCUAUGGAUGUCCUCUGGGAGAAAAGGCAAAGAGGAAGUGACCUUGUCGGCACUGUGAUCAACAUCCACAACGGAGACUGGGUUCGCAGAGAUAGUGGGGUUGGCGCUGGAAUCGACUCUUAUUAUGAAUACUUGAUGAAAGCUUAUAUUCUUCUUGGGGAUAAGGUGUACCUUAACAGAUUCAACACACACUAUAGUGCCAUUAUGAAGUACAUCAGCCAGCCUCCUCUGCUGCUCAACGUGCACAUGCACAACCCCACUAUAAAUGUGCGAAGCUGGAUGGAUUCCUUGCUUGCCUUCUUCCCUGGGCUACAGGUUUUGAGAGGAGACUUGAAACCUGCCAUAGAGACGCAUGAGAUGCUGUACCAAGUGACUAAACAGCACAAUUUCCUCCCUGAGGCCUUCACCACCGAGUUCAGAGUUCACUGGGGCCAGCACCCAUUGAGACCGGAGUUUGCUGAAAGCACAUAUUUCCUUUACAAAGCCACAGGUGAUCCUUACUAUUUGAAAGUAGGCCAGUCUAUAGUGGAGAAGCUGAACACUCACGCUCGGGUCCCUUGUGGCUUCGCUGCCGUACAGGAUGUGAGGACAGGAACGCAUGAGGACAGGAUGGAUUCCUUCUUCCUGGCUGAGAUGUUUAAGUACCUCUACCUGCUUUUCUCAGAGAAGAGCCAGUUGCCUAUAAACAUAGAUGAUUAUAUUUUCACUACUGAGGCUCAUUUGCUCCCAGUAUCUCUGUCUACAACCCAACCCCCCUGCCAUACCAACAACACAGAACCUCAAGCUCAUGAAGAUGAUUUAUUUUCAUAUUCAUGCCCCAGUGCUCAAACCCUGUUCCCUAACAACCCCACCUUUGCCAAGACAAUCAGGGACAGCUAUAAAUACCUCACCGGUGUGGGAAGAGCCCAGCAGGCCUCACCUCUCAGGGGGAUUGAACUGCCUCUUCAUGACAUGGGCCUGGAGCCAAUCGAGUUUCUGAAAAGCAUGGGCAUCUCUCUGACGCCCCUUACUGAGCUGGUCUCUGCCAGCCAAGGCUCAGCAUUUCAGCACUCUCAGAAGGGUGUGUAUAAGUUAAAGCUGGUUGCUGAGGUGAGCCAAACACCUGAGCAUGAGGAAGUGGUGCCACUAAUUGUGCAGCUCAUUUCCCCUCCGUUUUUGGGUCGAACAGUCCUUACGGCUGGUUCAGCAAAGUUUGGAAUGGAUCUUACCAAACAAGAGCAUGGGAUGAAAGGCAGCAUUGUGAAAAGUGUUCCCUAUACGGCAUGUGGCCCGAUUGAAAACGCAGUAGAGCUGCAGGGACACGUAGCACUGGCAUUGAGAGGAGACUGCAUGUUUGCUGCCAAAGCUCGGCGCCUGCAGGAAGCAGGAGCCACUGGAGUCAUCUUCAUUGAUCACAGAGAGGGCAGCAGCAGUGCUGAUACUCCACUCUUCCAGAUGGUUGGAGAUGGAGAGCCUACCGAUGACAUCACAGUUCCCCUGGUGUUCCUCUUCAGCAAAGAGGGAGCUACACUCACUGCCGCUCUGCAAGAACAUCACAAUGUGGACGUCCUCCUGCUACCCAAAGAGAAACAACUAGGAAAAGAAAAAUCUGAGAAGUUAAAUAUUAAGUUCCGUUUAGCUAAGGAAGGAGAUUUUGCCGAGGGUGAGACUGAAAGCACUACAAUCCAGCUGGUGCUGGAGCAAAGCGAGACAAACAAUGAGGCUGCAUCGUUGAUGAGGGAAAACCAGGAGACCUGCAGCUCUCCGCAGAAAGACCCUGAAAGCAGCCCCUGACAGUGGGACCAGCCGUGACCACGGUCCCCUUCACAGAAUGCAGGGAUGUUGCUCCCUGUCACCGAUCUCAGAUCAGAAAAUGCAGGCUGUGCUAUGGAAAAUGUUUCGGCUAAGCCUAGACCGUACCAUCUGAGCUCCUCACAGGGGGAUCACAAGUCCUCCCAUGUUAAGCAUAGUUGGAACUAUAUUGAUCUGCACAGAGUGAGAUGGUACGACGCGUGAAGCUCCUGUCUCUCUGAUAUCGUGGUAGUUGCAAUAGAUUCUUCUCAAUUGUCUACAAUUGAAAAGCAUCGGUUUUGGGUAUUAAGGAGGUGUACAAGAUUCUCUCACGCCACUUUAUGUGGAUCCGACUUUAUUUGAAUGUUUUUCUUUCACUGUGGAUCACUGGUUCUCAGUCCUGUGCGUUUUUGCUUUAUAAUUAUUAUUAUAUAAUGCAUUCUUAAAGUGUAAGUGACUUGAAGUCUUCAGGACAUCCUUAACACAGGGCUCCUAUGACCAAACCCAAAAAACAGUGUUUAAAUGAGGGAGAAUGGACCAGUAAAAUAUAGUUUAACAUGUUUUAGAUACAGAAACAUCAGGGAAAUCAAUGAUCUGACUUGAACAUGUUUGCAUGUGUGUGUGGAAGGCAUGUACGGUGGCCUUUAUCAUUAUGUCACAGACUCUGUGCAUUUCAUCAUGUGCCAAUACUAAAUAUUUGUGUAUGUGUGUGCAUAUUUGCAGCCAAUGCAUUCAUCUCGCUUUCAUGCAUUCAUGAAGGACCAGGACACACGCAGACUAAAUAGUGAUAAAUGUUUUUGUGCAAUGACAAAACCAUUUCUGCAGUCAGGGUGAUGUUGAAAAUGAGUCGUAUAUAUUUCGAUUUUUGACUGCCUCUUUUGUAACUUGCACAGCUUCACCAUCACACUAGAGGUGCUGCUUACACUAGAUUCAUCGCUUUCUACAUAUCAUCUGAGAAUUUCAAAUGCAUCAAUGUUAUUAGACUAGCUUUUGCAUUGAGUGUCACAGCCAUAAUGUAGCUCAAGAGUUUAAUACAAUCUGUCGCUUUAUAGCAUGCAGAGAACGGUUAUAUCAGCCCCAGACCUUUCCAUUUCAAGUCUUAAUUAUAAUGUACACCUUGUAUUUUGUCACUGAUGGCUGUUCUCAAAAGGAUGUCAAUCUGUGUACCUCGUAUUUCACAAAGGUCUUAUGUCUGAUUCACUUAAAUGUGUGGGCAUAAUUUAGAUUAGAUGGAAUUAUAUUUAUUUAAGAUAUUUUCUAUACAUUAACUUGAGAUGAAGAUGCUUGUCAUAAGGGUCAGCUGAAGCAUUUCUUGAGGGCCAAAGUGACAAGAUUUUUAUAGCGUCUUUUUAUUAGUCGUUUUGUAUUGACUGAUGAAAUGUUGAUACUUGCCAUUAAAAUCAAGUUUAUG
Sinocyclocheilus grahami is the source of this 3737-nucleotide messenger RNA. RefSeq names its product ER degradation-enhancing alpha-mannosidase-like protein 3. The transcript is spliced from 18 exons. The coding region runs from base 26 to 2329 and encodes 767 amino acids. The record is from RefSeq and is a predicted model, not a curated record. Lineage: Eukaryota; Metazoa; Chordata; Actinopteri; Cypriniformes; Cyprinidae. Gene Ontology annotation, biological process: carbohydrate metabolic process; mannose trimming involved in glycoprotein ERAD pathway; endoplasmic reticulum mannose trimming. Gene Ontology annotation, molecular function: calcium ion binding; mannosyl-oligosaccharide 1,2-alpha-mannosidase activity. Gene Ontology annotation, cellular component: membrane; endoplasmic reticulum.